Molecule: messenger RNA, 1097 nt
Organism: Solanum tuberosum (potato)
Lineage: Eukaryota; Viridiplantae; Streptophyta; Magnoliopsida; Solanales; Solanaceae
Product: 1-aminocyclopropane-1-carboxylate oxidase 5-like
Exons: 3
Coding region: 76-1008 (310 amino acids)
Source: RefSeq, a predicted model, not a curated record
AAAUUCUUCUUAACUAUUUUAUUUGAGUGAAUAAUUGAUACUUGUCUAUUGAGAGUGGAGAAAAUUAAGGAAGACAUGAUAGCUAGUUUUGAUAUUCCAACAAUUGAUGUUUCUCCGUUUUAUAGAUCAGAGGGAAAUGAAGAAGGGAAAAAGAAGGCUUUUGAGCAAAUGAAAGAAGCUUGUAUUAACUAUGGUUUCUUCCAGAUUGCGAAUCACGAAAUUCCUUUGGAGUUGUUGAGCAGAACGAUGGAUAUGUAUAAGACUUUUUUUGCUUCUUCAGAUGAAGAAAAACUGUUGGUACCUAAUAAUUAUUUCAAAAGCACACAGAAUCCAGCUGAGACUUAUGAGCAUUUUGUGUUUCGUCUUUCAUCCUCUGUCGUCAAUGUCUGCCCCAAAAAUCCACCUCAUUUCAAGGAAUUAUUGGAGGAGAUGGCUUCGCAUUUCAAAAAAUUAGGAGUUGUGUUGGAAGGAAUCAUAAGUGAGUGUGUGGGGCUCCCUCCUAACUUCCUAACAAACUAUAAAAAUGAUGAGUCUCGGGAUACCUUGAUCGGCCUCCACUACUUUCCAGCUACAGAAAACGACAACACAGGAAAAACUGCACACGAAGAUCCUGGCUGCUUCACCGUUGUCUACCAGGAUGAAAUCGGAGGCCUUGAGGUGCACAAAGAUGACCAGUGGAUACCCAUAGCGCCUUCCAAAGACAAACUAGUUGUUAACAUUGGAGAUGUUAUUCAGGUGCUAAGCAACAAUAGAUUCAAGAGUGCAACUCACAGAGUGGUGAGACCAAGAGAAGCAAACCGUUACUCGUGCACUUUCUUCUAUAACGUGCAAGGAGACAAGUGGGUUGAGCCAUUACCACAGUUUACAGAGGAAAUUGGAGAGUCGCCCAAGUACAGAGGAUUCCUCUUCGGAGAAUAUAUGCAGUUGAGAAUCAAAAACAUGACUCAUCCACCAGCUAGACCUCAAGAUCUCAUCCAUAUAACACACUACUCAAUUUCUAUGUCAUGAAAUGUUUUCUCUUUAUAUGGCAAGAAACAUAGCAAGAAAAAUAAUAUGUGUAUGCAGUUGUUGUUUUCUUUCUUUCUUUCUUUUUUUCU